GCGAAAUCAUUGUAAAUCGAAUGAAAAGUGUUAUUUAGUUGAUAUCCGAUAAAAAGACGUUACUUAGAUUGCUGUGAUACAAUUUUAGUGAUAUUGGAAAGUUUAGGACAGAUUUUUGAAUGAUGUUAUUGUACAUAUUCAGUUUUAAGGAUGUCCUGGAGCUUUUUUGUUUGAGAGUUUGAAAGUAUUUUUGUUUUUAAAUUGUUAUGAGUAUAUAUUAUGUGCAAACGUAGAGGGAAAUGCUAGCAGAUUAUGGCAUAUAUAUAUCUGAGAAAAAAGGAAAUUUUAAAAACAAAUUGGAUAAAGUUUGACAAAUACAGCUGUGGCUUCUUUUUUAUGUGUCUCCGUUUUCUCUGUUUAUCAGCCACGGAGAGUAAUGCUACCAUAAAAGUUGGUGUUUUAUUGAUGACAAAUUCAACUUUUCCGGUCGACUUACCCAGAAUAGGACCUGCUAUAGAUAAGGGAAUCGAAGACGUUCGAUCCCGUUAUGGAAUAAAUUUCGAUCCGAUUAUAGCAAACUACAGUGUUUGGUGCACAAAGGCACGAUAUACGGCUCCUGGCUUCCUGGCUGAUCUCUAUUAUAAACAGGAUGUUCGAGCCUUUAUAGGGCCAGCAUGUUCGUAUGCUGUCCAGUCUUCUGGCCGCCUUGCAGAAUACUUACGGGUACCCUUGGUAACAGGUCUCGGUGAUCUUACAGAAAGAAAUCUAGCUGAAGAUGAUAUGUUUGAAACUACGAUUAUUUUGUCUUACAACAUUAGGAAAAUAUCAGUAUCCGUGCGCGCCCUCUUGCGAGAGUACGACUGGAGGCACGUGUCAAUUAUAUAUGACGAGGAUGAGAUUUUCUACCUUGUUGCUGGGCCUAGCAUGGUGCAUGAUUUUGAAAUGGACAGCGAAUUUCCGGAUUCAAACCCAGUACCUUUUAAACGUACAAAGGAUUGGAGUCCGCCAGACACACUAAACAAAGCUUCGAGGCAUGCUCGAGUGUUUAUUGUGCUUGUCAAUGCUGGAGAGUUCCGUACACUGAUGUACCACGCCUAUCAACUGGGCAUGGCUUCUGGGGACUACGUAUUUAUGGUCAUCCAGUUAGCAGAGAUAGAUUGGUGGGGAUCUUAUAGAAACUUCCUAAAAGGUGACAAGAUGGAUGAAGCACUGAAGAAAGUCUAUGAAUCUGUGUUUAUUUUUACACUUGUGAAUCCUGCGGCAAACAAUACUCAAUUUCAGACGGAUAUCCGAAUGCGAUCUGCCCGAGACUACGGCUAUAAUUUCAAAAACACCGAACCGGUCCAUUAUUUUAUUACGGCAUUUUACGAGGCAGUUCUUUACCUUGGAGCAGCGUAUAACAAGAGUCUAGCUGAAACUGGGGACAUUUCUGAUGGUUACAAAAUUGCAAGGUCAUUUUUCAAUGGCACAUUUGAAGGUUUAGAUGAAUUAGUUGCAUUUGAUGAAACGGGUACCAGAGUCGCCGAUUUUGAAGUUCUAGAUUUACUAAAUGCAAGCAACGAGACAUUUCAGCGUGUUGGCAUAUUCCUUGGUUCCAAAAGAAGGUACAUGCCGCUUCGAUCUACUGAAAUCAGAUGGCUUAAUGGUGUUCCAGUAGACAAACCGUUGUGUGGUUUUUCCGGUGAAUUAUGUGUAACAGACUACAUGUCAACCCAGGCUAUAAUUGGUAUUGUUGCCGGUUGUUUAAUAUCAGUCUUAAUCUCCAUCAUUAUUAUUCAGACAGUUUACAGUCGCCGGAAAUUGAACAAGGAUAUGCGAUGGCGGAUUAAUUGGAGGGAUGUAGAUGUACUGAAAACAAAAGGCAGUGUCAAUUCAGGAUUUUCUAAGUCAAAACUAUCAAUCGAACAAGACGCCGACAGUAUGCCUGACGAUAUGAAACUUGUAACGGGAUCUAAUGGUAUGUACAAAGGUACCUCUGUCUUCAUUCGAAACUACAAUUUUACAUCUAUUGACAUCACAUCAAAGGUCCUAAUGGAAAUGAGAAAGUUAUAUCAGUUGCGACACAAUAACUUAGAGACAUUUAUCGGAGCCUGCACUGAUACAGGGAACAUUGCUGUUCUGUCGGAGUUAUGUCCAAGGGGAAGUCUUAUGGAUAUUAUAGCAAAUGAAGGUAUUGAGUUGGACUGGUCCUUCCGUCAUUCACUAAUCAACGAUGUUGUUCAGGGUAUGAAAUUUCUUCACCAUAGCGAUAUAAACGUGCACGGACGGUUGCGUAGCAGCAACUGCGUCGUGGACAGUAGAUUUCUUCUCAAAAUUAAAGGCUUUGGACCCAAGUGUUUCCUUGAAAUGGAGUUCAAGAAUCAAAGAAACACAUUUCGUAAUGACUCAAAGUUGCUUUGGACAGCUCCGGAGCUUCUCCGACAAAACGGCUGGAAUCCAGGAACACAGAAAGCCGAUGUUUACAGCUUCUCCAUCAUUCUGCAGGAAGUUAUCAUCAGAGGUGCGCCAUUCGAGUUAUCGGACCUUACGAGCACAGAUAUUAUUGAGAAUGUAAAAUUAGGUCGGACGCCACCAUUCCGGCCGGAAUUACCGUCUUCUGUUGAGUGUUCGUCAGAUCUGGUUGAUAUCAUGGUAUCCUGUUGGGCCGAGAAACCAGAAUCCCGUCCAAGCUUUGAUGUCAUUGACUCAUAUUUGAAGAAAACAUUAAAAUCAAAAGGUAGCAACAUUAUGGACAACCUCAUGCGCAGAAUGGAGCAAUACGCGAAUAAUCUGGAGACACUCGUGGAGGAAAGGACAAACGCCUACAUGGAGGAGAAAAAACGGGCAGAAGAUCUAUUAUACAGGAUGAUUCCAGUAUCGGUUGCUCGCCAGUUACAACAUGGUGGAAAUGUUGAACCGGAAACAUUUGAAGCGGUUACAAUAUAUUUUAGUGAUAUUGUGGGGUUCACUUCGAUUGCUAGUAAAAGCCUACCGAUGCAAGUAGUAGACUUGCUGAACGACCUUUACACAACCUUCGAUGCUGUCAUAGACAAUUUUCAAGUCUACAAGGUUGAAACGAUUGGAGAUGCUUACAUGUGCGUUUCCGGUUUACCAAUCCGGAUUGGUUGCAGGCAUGUCACCGAAAUAGCCAAUAUGGCGUUGGCAAUACUAAACAGUGUAAAAAGGUUUACCAUACGGCACUUUCCAGAAGAUCGUCUUCAUAUCAGAAUAGGGCUACAUUCAGGAAGCGUGGUUGCAGGUGUGGUUGGUUUAAAGAUGCCAAGAUACUGUCUGUUUGGGGACACCGUGAAUACAGCCAGCAGAAUGGAGUCAACAGGAGAACCCAUGAAAAUUCACAUAUCAGAGCCUACAAAAAUAUUACUAGAAAAGAUGGGAGGGUUUUACACGACAUUUAGAGGCGAAAUAUCUGUUAAAGGCAAAGGUUUAAUGAAAACACACUGGUUGGAAACUGGGAACACAGAGGACAUAGUACCUUCAACAGAUACAGAAAGGCCUUUCCAUAUGACUGCAGAGUCUAUUGAACAGCAUGAUGAGAAAACUAUGGAAAAUGAAUUGAUAACGCUAGAUGACAUUGACAAUUGUACCGACCGUGCCUACGAAGAAUCUGAUGGUUUGGUUGUAAAUCUGAUGGACUCGUGUGAACUGAAUAAGACUCAAAGAAAUAAAGUCGAAAAACUUGAAACUGAACAAUCAUUAAGUGACGAAAAAUCCUUCUUAGGCUCAUAUCUUACCGCGAAUGGUUUAACAGGGGAUCGAGAUAGAAAAAUAGUCAUCACCCACAUGGCUGGCAAAGAUAGUGUAAAUGAGGAUACGUUAUUGGAUCUUGAAUGUGGGACUAGCAAAUCAAGUGACGCUUCAGAGCUGAAUGUUCAUUUACCAAAGGUUGUGUAAGAAGUCAGCCUUUUUUGUUGUUAUUAAAUGUAAAUACAAAAACUGUUAAAGAAAAAAGGAUUAAUCUUACUUUCACCAGUUUGAACACUGUCUUUAAAUGUAACAUUAUUCAUAUCAUCUGUUAGUAGUAUCUCUCAAAAAUUAUAAGCAGCCAAUUACAUAGAGGGGCCUAGGUAGAAAGGUGAUGAAAGGCCCUGACUCAAAGACCACUAAUCCUGACCACCGUUGGACUAAAUCCCCGUCCCACUUGGGGUCUAAAACUAUUUCAUAUAAGCAUUAUAUCUUGCUUACCCAAGUGCCUGUAUGUAUAUGAAUUACACCAAAACCGAACACAAAACUAAAUACUGAUGACCUUAAAAGAAGAAGAAAAAACAUCAACAAAUUAAGGACAAAGAUCCAAAUAGAAAAACUGCUCUGAAUGAGUAAGCCAUUAUACAAUUCUUAUGCGCUUACAAAACCGUUGGAUACAUUUUAUGUGAAACAUCGGCUUUAAAAUCGUUUUUUUAUUUAUAUGUACACAUGCGUGAAAUUUCUGAGAUGUUAUUUCAUAUAUACACCAAAAUC
Messenger RNA from Mercenaria mercenaria, 4395 nucleotides. RefSeq names its product atrial natriuretic peptide receptor 1-like. Gene Ontology annotation, cellular component: membrane. Gene Ontology annotation, biological process: cGMP biosynthetic process; protein phosphorylation; receptor guanylyl cyclase signaling pathway. The transcript is spliced from 21 exons. Gene Ontology annotation, molecular function: peptide receptor activity; protein kinase activity; guanylate cyclase activity. The record is from RefSeq and is a predicted model, not a curated record. Lineage: Eukaryota; Metazoa; Mollusca; Bivalvia; Venerida; Veneridae. Bases 253 to 3831 code for a protein of 1192 amino acids.